CCAGAAUAUCAGAGUAAAGUCAGUAACACGGUUCUUCUAUCUUAUAGGUAUAAUAAAGAAUGGAGGUGUGAAGCCUAAUAUCAUCCCUUCAUAUGCUGAACUGGAAUUUUAUUUGCGUGCCCCUUCAUUAAGGGAGCUCUCUAUCCUGACAGAAAAAGCUGAGAACUGUUUUAAAGCUGCAGCUCUGGCCACGGGAUGUGAAGUGGAACUAAAAGGUUGUGCAAAUGACUACUACAAUGUGCUUCCUAAUAAGAGCCUGGAGAAAGCCUACAUAGAGAAUGGCAAGAAGCUUGGCAUGGAUUUCAUUCCAGAUGAUAAUGUAAAUGGCCUGUCAGGUUCUACUGACUUUGGAAAUGUUUCCUUUGUGGUUCCUGGGAUUCAUCCUUACUUUUAUAUUGGCUCGGAUGCACUGAAUCAUACUGAGCAGUAUACAGCAGCUGCAGGGUCAGAAGAAGCUCAAUUCUAUGCCUUGCGGACAGCAAAAGCAUUAGCUAUGACUGCCUUGGAUGUCAUUUUCAAGCCAGACCUGUUAGAAAAAGUCAGAGAAGAUUUCAGAAUGGUGAAAUUGAAAGAAGAAGCCCUUCUACAUAUCCCUGAACAUGGGAAAGGGCCUAUCCUUGGCAUUGGAGCAGCAUGUGCAUCACAUUGAAAUAGUGCCACAUGUUGCAAAUUUAAAAUCACAAGAAGCUCUACAGUUUGUGUGAACUGAAUGCUUAAUAGCUGGAGAGAUGCUGACAUUUCAAAUGGUGCAACUGAAAACCUCAGUGUACUUUUACAAAAAAUUAUUGGUCUUAUCAUCUAGCUGUCUUAAUUUGGCAGAUAAAAUUAUAUAGUAAUCUGUAGUGCUUGAAAAUAUGCUUAAUGUCUGAGCAUUGCAGACUUUUUCAAGCUGAUUUUUGAAUUGCUUAUGUAAUUGUUUAAAAGGAGAGUUGGGCUGUCGCCAUAGUAACUAUGCUUUUGCCAUGAAAUAAUGAGAAAUGUUGCAUAUUUAACUUAGAAUAUGCAAAACCAAAUACAAUCAAUCAGGAAAAGGUAAUCGACUUGAUAAAUCUGUCUGCAUUUGAAAUGAGACUUUUGCAAAGAGAGGGAUACCAAAGGUUCUGUGAUGUUUUCAUAAUGUACCCAGAUCAUCCUUUUACAAAUGGUUUCCACUCUUACAAUGUCUCAUUCUUGCAAGUUGGAGCUCCAUUUCAACAUUUUUCCACUUUGAAUCCUUUAACUAUUUCUGAAAGACUAUCCUUGUAACCACUUCAUCUUGAACACGAGUAGACUCCUGAUCUCUUCUUCUGCACAUUUUUUAACCAUAUGUAUCCCUUAGUAAUUUUGCAUAUACAGUCACCCCUCCUUUCUUCAGGUCCGCAGUCUUGAAUAUUCACGGAGGGGUGACCUCCAUUAUUUUCAAUGGGCUGCGCCCCCAUGGCACACACCCCACAUGCGCUCGCAGGCACACGCCCCAUUCAAGCCUAUGGGGCUUCAAUAUAGGCAAGUCCAUUUUUGCGGGGGGGGGGGGGGGGAUAACGGAUCCCCUGCAAAAAUAGAAGGUCAACUACAUCAAAGAAAUCAACAUGUAUAAAAGUGAGCAAAUAAGCAUACCUCUUAAACUGAAAGCCCCAACAUUUUUUUUCUGUGGGAAAAAAUGUGAUAAAAGCAGUGGAUAAUCUCUCUUGUUAGAAACUAACUGAGAAAUUAAAGGAGUAGGUGUGAAAUAGUUGAGCCAGCACAGUGUAGUGGUUUGAGUGUUGAAUUAUGACUUUGGAGACUAGGGUUCAAAUCUCCACUCAGCCAUGAAAACUCACUGGGUGACUUUGGGCAAAUUACACUCUCUCAUCCUCAAGCGGAAGGCAAAGGCAAACUCGUCUAAAAAAAUUGGCUAGAAAAUCCCAUGUUAGGGUUGCCUUAGAGUUGCCAUAAGUCAGAAAUGACUUCAAGGCAUACAACUAGGUGGAGAAUGUUUAACCUUAAAGAUACUGUAUAGAAUCCAAACUCUUGUGCAAAUACAGUAUAGGGAACCUUCAAACUACAGUUUAAAAACUUAAUUUUUGAGUCUUUUGCUUUAUAGUGUAUAUUGUGAAAGAGAUAAUUUCAAAUUUAUAUUCUUUUAUAAAAUAGUUUAUUCUGUAAUUUGAUCAUUUUGGCCAUCACCUUCUAUCCAGUAUCCAGAAUGACAUACAUUGCUGAUACAUAUGAAUCUGGAAAGGGAGUGGAGAAGCCCAUGCAUGUUCCCAUCAGUAUCUUGGAUACCUCAUGAACAUAUUUAACAAGGAAAUUGUGCCAAACUGGUGUUAGCAUUUCGAGAAACCACCAUUAUGAUACUGUUAUUCUUUCUUUGCUUAUGACAUCCCAAACAUAAAGAGGAACAAAUGCACUGUUUGCAUAGCUCACAUUUUUCAAGUUAAGGAGGCCCAUUGAAGGUGUCUGCUUGAGGGCCUCGUUUGCCACCAUUGCACUUUUCCAUAUUAAUUCCAACUGUGGUUUUGUAAGAAGACUGCUCAAGCAGUGUCUUUUUACAUUUCUGCAAAAUGUAGAACAUUGCAGCUUGAUAUUUUUGAGAAUAUUCUGCUCAUCCAUGUCACUUAAUCCUUAACCAGUUUUCUAAGAUACUUGAGGUUUUCUGAUCUAAGCUAAGUGCAUCUCUAUACUAGUCUUCUGGUUAGCAUUACAGUUUGUAACAUAAUUUGCAUCAUUGUUUUGCUCUGUAAAAUGAUGAGAUGUUUUUUCUGAAGAACCUGUUUUAAAGUUUAUGGCCCUUUCAAAUAUAUAUAUUGUUAUAUUCCCAUGCAAAUUGGGUAAAAGUGACUCCCAAAGGAUAGUGCCGUAGAUCUUUUAAAAACUCAGAAGUUUGCAUUCUGAUGUCCAGAGACAGAGGGUGUUCAAUCUGAAGUUAUGCCGUCGACUAAAAAUCCAUAGACAAGGUACUUCUCUUAUUUCCAGGUACACACCUACUAUUUCUAGAUUAAGUUGUGGUGAAGUAUGUCAUAUUUCAUAAUAUGCUAACUCUAAAGAUCUAGUUGCUUCAUUAGGGAGUGUUGGUUUAAAGUAGCAGUUUUAUAUUGAGAUUCUCAAAGGAAGUACUUAUUCGCAUAGCUUUGUUGAACUUUGCAAGUUGCUUUCACAAGAUGUGGCAAGUGUCACCAACUUAGAUAGCUUUAAGAGAUGAUUAGACACAUUCGUGAAGAAUAAAAUUAGCUAUAGCUGUUAGUCAAGAAAGGUAUAUGAAAUUUCUCAGAUUCACUCUGACUACCAGUUCCUGAGGAGCUGGAAAGGAAGUCUGCUACUUCAAAUCCUGCUUGUGAGUUUUUCAGAAACCUCUGAUUGGCCACUCUGGACUGAUAAAAGUACUAUGGACGUCUUUUGGUUUUGGGUUACUAUUUGCAUGAAUACUAUGUGAUCAGAUGUCUUAAAUUGUUCUUUGGUUUCCUGUGUACUUAAACAAAAUGUGACAAUUCAGUUAUUACUGUGUUGUGAAGAAAAAUAGCUGCAACACAGUUUGUAUUCUAGACAGUAAACAUUUCCCCACUGAGUGGUUUAGACAGGUUUCUUAGAAAAAAUAAGAUACUUGAUAUUCUCCCCUGACUCAGUCCAAUAAAAAGUCUUGAAUCCACAUUCCAUUCCCUUCAAUAGCAAAACUUGGUUUUGAUGGAUAUAUUACACUUGCUGAGAUUAACAAAAUAGAUAAAGCAUUAACAAACUUAACAGGGCUUAAUGUAUUUGUAUUUCUGAUUGAAGCACCUAUGUUCACUUACGCAAAUGUAUAUACACUGACAAUAUUAUGCCAACGCUAGUCAUUAUAAAGACUUGUGUUGGACUAUUUUACUGCUACUUAACACUGUUUAGCGGAUACUGAAGACAAGGUGAAGGUGGUUGUUUUUUAAAAAAUAAUGAACUGUAGUGUUGAAUUUUUCUACAGUUUCUGAUGUCGAAAGAAGAGAAGCUUUUUUCUUUUUUUACUGCCCUCUGUUGUUUUCUUAAACACUGCUUUCCUGGUUUAUGCAAAAGCAGAAAUCACAUGCAAGUAAAUUGAUUUAUAUAACUAUGAAAAUUUAAUAUAUAUAACUGAAGAGAAGUAACGCUUAGUAAUUUGUUCUUUUAAGCUAAAAAAAAGAGGUCAUAAUUAACCUGGCCAAACUGUAUCUUCUUUAACCUUUUUUUAAAUGCCUUCAUCUCGUUAAAUAGAUUUUGCCUUAUGUUUAUCUUAUCAGCAAAUGAAAGGAGGCUCCGGAAGGCUGCUUCUCCCUUUGAAACAAAUGCAGGCAGGAAUAGGAAAUCAUCAGCAUCCACACUAGCCAAGACCAGAACCUCUUAAAACUCUUGUCAAGGUUCCCCAUCCAUAUAAGAAAGGUGAACUAAGAGUGGAAAUCAGUAUUUGUCAUACCUUGAAUAGACCCUCUGAAGUUAAUUGAAUUUGUUGGGCAUGACUAACUUGUGUCCCACUGGUUUUAUUGAAUCAACUCUGGAAAGGACUAACACUAGAUUUGAUUCCAUAUAUGUUAUUGAUGGCUAGAGGGAUUCUGCUUAGAUGAUCUAGGCAUGCAGUUUGUUACAUAAGCAAGGUGUAUGGAAGGUAGUAAAACAUACAUUUCUACCUUCCUGUAGAAUGGCUGACUGUCUCAAGGAGACCUCUUGCAGAUGACAACAGUUGCUUUUCCAGCUUCACAAAGCGUUAGACUGAAAGGUUCUAAAGCAGCAAAGGUUGGCCCAUUGGGUCUAAGUUGUAUUAAAAGCAAUUUAAGAGAAAAGAAUGUAUCUUAGAUUAGUGCUUCUUAUGCUACCUAAUUUUCUAAUGUGCCAGGGAACACUACCAUAUAUGUGUCCAAUCACUAUAACUGUUUCUUUCCUGAAAACCUGCCACAGACUGUCAUCAAAAGGCUUGCGAACCAGUAUUUUGACUAGCACUGCCUUAGAUGACAACUGCUAAAUCCUACAAUGAGCAAUAUUUUGAUUUUUUUUUUCUUAACAGUCACCUAGUUUGGGAGGAGAAUCCAACCAGAGAGGCAGGAUAUAAAUAAAAUAUUAUUAUUAUUAUCAUCAUCAUCAUCAUCUCCUGGAGCACAUCUUCUCAGACGUUUUUCUUAUAUGAACCAGAAUGUAAAAUUAGAUUUAGGGUGAAUUUCUGUAAUUGGCUAUGGGCAGACUUAUCCCUAAGUAAGACAAUCUAAUGAGUUUUCCUUAUGAGGCUUUAAAUAAAUUCAUUUUUAUUUGGAAAAUGGAUGUAAAUGCUUGAUUGUUAUUUGAUCAGUCAGAAAGAAGUCUCUGAUCUUGCAGUUUUCAUGAGAGAGGACAAAAUACCUAUCCCUCUUUUUUCUUAAUACAGCACAGUAGGUAAAAGAGAUUAAAACAAUCAUGCUGUAAGGAGGUUGCCAUGGUAAGGAUGGUAGUUGGAUGGAACAUUUACAUGGGUAAUAGUGUCUACAUGUUUUUGGCAUGAGGGCCAGAGAGAAUAUUCAAGGUAGUUCAGCCUUGGAGAUGCCCCUUAUUUGUAGGAGUAGAAAAGUGAGUAUUCAGUAGCUUUUGAUGGCUCAGGGUGUGUUUUCUGCUGAGGCAAAGAUGUCCUGUUAGUUUAUAUUAUGAACUUUGUAAUUUCUGAAUGUAUUGUCUAAUUUUUCAGAAUUCUGACAGCACACAAUUAUUUUAAUAACAUUCUGCUUUCGGUUUUCCAACCUCAGCCUUUCCAUCCAGUAUUUAUGCAAUGAUGUUAUAAUCCAGUAUGCAAAGGGAUCUUGUAGCAUUUUUAAGACUAACUGUGGGAAAGAAAUUGUAACGUAGGCUUUCGUAACACUUGGUCUGCUUCCUCUGAUGCAUGGAGCAUCUGAGAAAGUAAAACAAAUAUACAAAAGGUUAUACUGACACUCUUUCGGACAGUUAGUACCAAAGGUGCUACAUGAUUCCUUGCAUACUGAUAUUUCUGACUAACAUGGCUGCGUCUCUGAAUUCAUAUUCCAGUAUGGACAACCUUUUUGCAAAGAAAGCCAUAGGUUACAUUAAACACAUUGCAUUAAACAGAACUUGGAGAGAGUGCCGCUUCAGUCCACUUCAGUUUUGUCACAGUGCCUCUUUCCAUGUUUUAUACAACCUCAACUCAUACUAUACAGUGGUUUUGCCUCUCCACCACUGUGCCAUUUGCGUAUAUUCUAUAUACUGUGAAGUUCUUGAAUGUUAGAAUGUUGCUGUAAUGUGAAUGGAUGAAGAUCAGUGACAGUUUGGAAGCUUUCCUUAGUGCAGAUUCACAAUAAAAAGAUGUUUUAUUGAUUCAAGGACCCAGGAUAAACAUUUUUACAAUGUUACUCCUAAACUGCAAAUGUAUUGCAGUUGUAUAUCUGCUUCUUAGCAUCAUGGCUACUGUUGCUUUCCAAAAUCCUGUAUGUUCUUGAAUCUGUUAUAUUCAGUUUUGAAAAACAAAAAAAGUAGAGAAAGAGUGGUAAAAUGUGUAGUUUAAUGAUAGUUCAGUUUAAAAAAUAUAAUGGCUGAAAUAUGUACACAAAUGCAUUUCAAGUCUUGGAUGAUUUUUUUAAAAAAAUUCUGAAUGCUUAGCUUUGCAGGUGUAUUUUGUAGUGUUAUUUCACCUCCUUAUGAAAAUAUAGAUUUAUGGGUUAAAAUGGUUUCCUGUACCAUCUGUUAUACGGAUUUUUUAAUUUGAAUAAACACUUGAGUUACACUUCUGAAUUAUUGGUGUAAAGUACUUUGGCUAAGCAUUAUUUUUCUCCCCAUCUUUUUGGUGAGCCACAGCCGAUGGACUGUCAUUUUCAUUUUGUACACUCAGUUUUACUGGUAUGCUGUUUAUGAUUUAAUUUGCUGUUUACUGGUAUGCUGGAUUGUAAAAAAAAAUAAAACAGCUGGCUUGUA
This is a messenger RNA of Sceloporus undulatus (fence lizard), 6840 nucleotides long. RefSeq names its product peptidase M20 domain-containing protein 2-like. The transcript is spliced from 4 exons. The record is from RefSeq and is a predicted model, not a curated record. NCBI's taxonomy places the organism in Eukaryota, Metazoa, Chordata, Lepidosauria, Squamata, Phrynosomatidae. The coding region runs from base 296 to 649 and encodes 117 amino acids. Gene Ontology annotation, molecular function: dipeptidase activity.